This is a messenger RNA of Gadus chalcogrammus (walleye pollock), 2389 nucleotides long. RefSeq names its product SH3-binding domain protein 5-like, a (gene sh3bp5la). The record is from RefSeq and is a predicted model, not a curated record. Gene Ontology annotation, biological process: intracellular signal transduction; negative regulation of protein tyrosine kinase activity. The coding region runs from base 17 to 1246 and encodes 409 amino acids. Gene Ontology annotation, molecular function: protein kinase inhibitor activity. Lineage: Eukaryota; Metazoa; Chordata; Actinopteri; Gadiformes; Gadidae. The transcript has 6 exons. Gene Ontology annotation, cellular component: cytoplasm.
GCAUCCCUGUUUGGGGAUGGAGCCCGGGGGUUUGCGGGAGAGUCCGGCCGGGUCCGGAGCCUCGGAGCCCGGGGAGUGGAGCGAAGAGGUCCGUGGCGGGGAGGCGGAGGUGAAGACGGGUCUGGGAGAGGGCGAAGCGACCGAAGAGAGUGAUUUUAAACAGAAAGAACAAACACCGAUUCAUUACGAAGAAGAGCUGGACCCUCGGAUUCAGGAUGAGUUGGAGCAGUUGAACGAAGCCAGUGCAGAAAUCAAUAAACUAGAACUACAACUAGAUGAGGCGCGGUCCGGCUACAGGAGGAUCCUGACAGAGUCGGCCAGGAAGCUCAAUGCGCACAGCUCCCAGCUGGGUGGAGCCAUCGAGAAGGCAAGGCCAUACUACGAGGCGCGUCGCCUGGCCAAGGAGGCGCAGCAGGAGACCCAGAAGGCGGCUCUGAGCUACGAGCGGGCCGUCUCCAUGCACUCUGCGGCCAGGGAGAUGGUCUACGUGGCGGAGCAGGGGCUGAUGGCCGACGGCAAGAACACCCUGGACCCGACGUGGCAGGAGAUGCUCAACCACGCUACCUCCAAGGUGAAUGAGGCAGAGGAGGAGCGUCUGCGUAGUGAGAGGGAGCACCUUGGGGUGACCCACGCCUGCCAGCUGGCCGAGGCUCGCGUCCAGAGCCUCCAGAAGUCUCUGAAGAGGGCCAUCGUCAAGUCCAGGCCCUACUUUGAACUGAAGACCCAGUUCAACUACAUCCUGGAGGAGCACAAGGGGCGUGUCCUGCAGCUGGAGCACAGCGUGUCAAAGGUCAAGUCCCAGUACUCUGUCGCCCUGAACAACCUGGAGAAAAUCAGCGAGCAGAUCCACGCCCAGAGGGUGCGGGGCGUCGCCGUGGGAGGGCCAAUCACUGCCUGCGGGGGGCGGAGCUCCCCCGUCGGAGCGGAGGCUGACGGGGGCGGGGGCGGGAGCGGGGCCGGGGGCGGGAGCGACCUGCUGGCGGCCUGCAGGGAGCGCGAGGAGGAGCGGGCGAGGGAGCGGGCGGGGUCGGACUCUGCGUCGGUGUUCAGCCUCCAGACCAUCAUGUCGGACCUGGGGAAGGUGGACUCUGUGGAGCACCUGGGAGAGAUGAGCGACGGCGGGAGCAUGACCGACGGAGGCAGCGCGGCCGGGGACGCCGACAGAGAGGAGGCCCCGAGCCGAACGCUCGCCAAACAACGGCAGCAGCACUUCUCCAAACAGCACCACCGCAGCUUCAGCCUGUAGGCCUCGAGCGCCGCACGCACCAUUACCGCUGUCGCUAUCUUUACGCUUACGCUUUCAUUAGGCGGGUACUACAACUAUCUACGGUGGCGUUAAUACUACUACCUCUACGGUAGUAUUAGUACCGGUACUCCCAUCUGUCCGGGCCAGAUACGCACUACAACUAGACAUGACUAGCUGACGAAGGAUACUACAACCCCCAGGAACACUGCGGAGAAUGGAGACUACAACUCCCACGAUCCAGAAUGAUGAUGAAGACUACAACCCUGACAAACCCCUAUAAUAUUUAGUGUAUAUAACCCCUCUCCUAAUCCUACACCUCCAGUGUAUAUAACUCCUAGCCAUCCGAUAUCUUUAGUGUGUGAAUAUAUAUAUAUAGAUAUAUCUGUUUGUACAGAUGCAUGUAUACAGGUGUCUGUACAGGUGGGUCUCUACAGGGUUGUGUAUACAGGUGUCUGUACUGGUGGGUCUCUACAGGGUUGUGUAUACAGGUGUCUGUACUGCUGUGUGUGUGUGUGUGUAUAAGUGUAGCUACAGUUACAUAUGCCCACAGGUGUACCCCGCAGUCAAAGACUGAUGUGUGUCCUAGUGGUUUUCCUGCUGCUUUCCUGACCCUCUUCAUUUUUCAUUUUUUUUUAUUUUAUAUCAUAAAGGUAUAUAUUAUUUUAUAUUACAGUAUAAUGUAUAUUAUUUUAUAUUGUAGUGGCAAUAGUAUUUAAAUCACAUUGAGCCUUUUUGUUGGAAUUGGAAGUGUGCCUUCACACGUUAAUUUAAACAUCAAAACAAAGUUGUGACUAAUAUUUAGUUUGAUUAAGACAUGUUUCUGGUAAAACACUUGAAGAGUUUUUUUAUGUUAAGAUGAGCUUUGUAGUUUUAAAAUGAUCGCCUGACUGAAUCAUUCUUCUUAAAUUACAUUAUGCACUGUGUUUAGUUGUACAGUCGCAGUGUGUUUAGUUGUAUUGUGUCGAGCUGUGUUGUAACUCCAAUAAAGAUCUGUCGACACAUCAUUCUGUACAAUAGUAAUACUUUGUUAUACCCGAUACAGCCUAUAAAUACUGUGGGACACUCUCAAACAACAGACCUUGUGUAGCACUGCAUAUGCAUACUGUCAUACCGGACAGGAGCAGAGGUAGAAUUAUGGUUUAG